This is a messenger RNA of Hipposideros armiger (great roundleaf bat), 2764 nucleotides long. RefSeq names its product WD repeat-containing protein 75-like. The transcript has 18 exons. The record is from RefSeq and is a predicted model, not a curated record. Gene Ontology annotation, cellular component: small-subunit processome; nucleolus. Gene Ontology annotation, molecular function: protein binding; RNA binding. Bases 66 to 2198 code for a protein of 710 amino acids. Lineage: Eukaryota; Metazoa; Chordata; Mammalia; Chiroptera; Hipposideridae. Gene Ontology annotation, biological process: ribosome biogenesis; positive regulation of transcription by RNA polymerase I; positive regulation of rRNA processing.
AAGCGGCCUCCGUUAAGGAAGCUCGGGGCGGGGCCGCCAUCGGGCGUUCCUGCGUCUGCGCGAAGAUGGUGGAGGAGGAGAGUCUCCGCGUGGUUCGCUGUGGCGGCAGCGAGUUGAAUUUUAGGAGAGCGGUGUUCUCUGCGGAUUCUAAAUAUAUCUUCUGUGUCUCUGGAGACUUUGUUAAAGUUUAUAGCACAGCUACAGAAGAAUGUGUACACAUAUUGCAAGGGCACAGAAAUCUGGUGACAGGAAUUCAGCUCAACCCCAAUAACCAUCUUCAGCUGUAUUCUUGUUCCUUGGAUGGCACAAUUAAACUGUGGGACUAUAUAGAUGGCAUUUUGAUAAAGACUUUCAUAGUUGGACAUAAACUUCAUGCCCUCUUUACUCAUGCCCAUGCUGAGGAUUGUGUCUUUGUUAUAAUAAAUAAAGAAAAACCAGAUAUAUUUCAGCUGGUUUCGGUGAAACUGCCAAAAUCAUCAAGCCAGGAAAUAGAAGCUGAGGAACUAUCCUUUGUUUUGGAUUACAUAAACCAGUCACACAAGUGCAUUGCCUUUGGAAAUGAGGGAGAAUACGUUGCUGCAAUACGGGACUUUUACUUAUCUGUUUAUUUUUUCAAAAAGAAAAAAACAUCAAGGUUUAUUUUAUCCUCAUCAAGAAAUAAGAAACAUGCUAAGAACAAUUUUACAUGUAUAGCAUGUCACCCAAAGGAAGACUGCAUAGCAACUGGUCACAAGGAUGGCAAAAUUCGUCUUUGGAGGAAUUUUGAUGAUGAUAAGAAAUACACAUACACAUGUCUACACUGGCACCAUGAUAUGGUAAUGGAUUUGGCUUUUUCGGUGACAGUGGAAUGGAGUGCAAAAUUAAGUAUUAGCGUUAUGGAACCUGAUCCGAAUUCAGAGAAUGUUGCUGCAGUCUCUCAGUCUUCAGUGGGUUCAGACCUGUUUGUAUUUAAACCUAGUGAGCCCAGGCCAUUGUAUAUUCAAAAGAAUAUCUGCAGAGAGGAAGUCCAGUGGGGAGUGUUUGUUCCACGAGAUGUCCCUGAAUCAUUCACCUCAGAAGCUUACCAGUGGCUCAACAGAUCCCAGUUUUACUUUCUAACAAAAACACAGUUCAUCUUUUGCAUCAUUAAUCGAUCUCUCAUUUCAGAGUUUAUUGACAUUCGGCACAAGGUCUCCAGAAGAGAAACUCACACCAACAAGCAGGCAGCAUUUUGGAUUUUUUUAACCCAUCAGUUAGAUAUUAUACAGCAAGAAUAUAUCAAUGAUCAUGGUCUGAUCCAAAUUGAGCUAAGAAAGGCUGCGUUUGGCUGCUAUGGUAACUGGCUUGCAACGGUGGAACAACGGCAAGAAAAGGAAACUGAGCUUGAAUUGCAAAUGAAACUGUGGACAUAUAAUAAGAAAACACAAGGGUUUGUUCUUAACACAAAGAUUAACAUGCCACAUGAUGACCACAUCACAGCUCUCUGUUUCUGUAAUGCAGAAAAAUCUGAAAACCCCACCUUGGUUACAGCUAGCAAAGAUGGUCACUUCAAAGUGUGGAUAUUAACAGAUGAUUCUGAUAUAUACAAACAAGCUGUUGGCUGGACCUGUGACUUCGUGGGUAGUUACCACAAAUACCAAGCUACGAACUGUUGUUUCUCCGAAGAUGGCUCUUUACUAGCAGUUAGUUUUGAGGAAAUUGUUACAAUAUGGGAUUCAGAGACAUGGGAACUUAAACGUACAUUUUGUCAACGAGCUGGGAAAAUAAGAGAUAAUAGUCAUUCACCGAAACCUGGAGGCAUCCGCAACAGCAAUAUCUUUACAGGUUUGAUGAUUGAUCCAAGAACUAAAGCUUUGGUUUUGAAUGGAAAACCUGGCCACUUGCAGUUUUAUUCUCUCCAGAGUGAUAAACAGUUAUACAAUCUUCUUCAUACUCCAGCCCAUGUACUGCCGUCUGCUUCUUUCCUGUGCUCCAUGUUUGUAAAUUCAUUACUGCUGUCGAAAGAGACUAAGAGUGCUGAAGAAAUUCCUGAUGAUGUAGAUAUGGAAGAAGAAAAAGAAAGUGAGGAUUCAGAUGAAGAAAAUGAUUUUACUGAAAAGGUUCAGGAUACAGAUAACACGGAUUUGGGAGAAGACAUUGUACAUCAGUUGUCAAAAUCUGAAGAAAAAGAACUGAGAAAAUUUAGGAAAGUAGACUACAGCUGGAUAACUACUAUCUAAGCCUUGGAGAUGGGGGAGGGUUCUUGCUUUGUUUUCUUUUAAUAUGUCAAUAUUCAAAAAAAUAUCUAUUUUAAUGUUAUUUCUGUUUUUAAAAUAAAAUAGUAACAGGCUUUACCUUUUGAGUAACUGGUAAUAUGAAGCUAUAUUUGAAUCACACCUUACAGUUGCUGGGUUCAUUCAUACAUACGUCUCAUUUUUAUCUUUUUGUUGUUGAUAUUGUUAUUUUAAGUUUGCUACCAAAAUUCAUUUGGUGGCCAGAUAUGACCUGAAUUGAUGUUAGGUUUUCGAUAGUCCUGAUUCAUCCCUCUUAGUUUAUUUGUUUCUCUUAGAGAAGGUUAGAGAAAUGAUUUGAUUAUAUGAUGUUUCACAGACCCCACUGAGGGUAUUAUAUAAUAAUACAGAAUAUCUGGCUCUAGCCUUUCGGAUAAAGGCUUAUCUGCCAUAUUUGUAAAUAUAAUUGUCAUGACCACUUUGGAAGAUAAGGAGAGCUGUUAUUACCCUAUCAGUGUUAUGGCUGUGAAUACAGGCACUCUUCAGAGAUAGUGGGGGUUCAGUUCCAGACCACU